ACGGCUAGAAAGACUGGAACGACGGCUUGUUGAUUAAUACCGGAAGCUCUCGCUUUGCAUGCGCGCGCCGGUCGCCAUGGUCGCCUAGGGAUUGUGACGUCAGGCGGCGUCUCGCUUCCUGUUUCCGGUGCCCUUGUUCCUGCGUUGAAGGCGACGGCGUAGACGAGGAGGAAGGUGAAGAGGAAGAGCUGCCAAGAUGCUUCGGAACCUUUUGGUAUGGCCGGAGGAGGAGGAGGAGGAGGAGGGUCUGGCCUGUGACUUGGGUGGCUUUUGCUGUUGGGAAAGUAGCCGCGGAAGCAGCGAGAUAGACGAGUGAAGGGAGGCCCCUUUUAUUGCAUUUCCUGCGGUUGUGAACUGCCUUUUUCAAGGUUGCAAAUUCCACGCAGUGUUAAAAGCGAAAAAUGAAAACACAGCGUAGCAAAUAUGCAGCAAAAGUGAACCCCGCACCCUCAGCAAUUCCCACAAAAACAGCUAUAAUAAAAUAGUAUUUUUGUUUGUCGAAAUGGCUGCUUAAAACUAAACUACGCCUAUUUAAAAAGGAACCAUACUUGAGUUAAGGUAUCGGGGUUUGGGAGGGGUCGGGGGGGUCAUAUUGUGACUGGUUUGGGCCUUGUAAAUGGUCAGGGGGCGGGAUCUGGAAAACCUCUUUUAAGAAGGCUGGGGAGGGUGCCAUGGAGGAUGGGUUGAAGGGGAAAUUUGCCAAUAUCAGGUUUCAGAAGUCUGCCCAAUUUGGGGCAGUUAUUUCCUCCACGGUGCUGUCACACAUUAAUGGAGGAGAGGGCAUCUGGGGAGGCGUUGGUGGGCUAAGGUGGCUUCCAGGAGGAGAUGAGGCAUUUUAUUUCCAUGGGUCUUAAGUUCACAUAUUGGGAUCCAAGCCAAUGUAUUUUACUUUAUAUUUUCAUUGGUUGGUAAUGUUUGCCAUGUCAAAGUCCUUUGAUUUUCAAAGAUAGGUGUUGGUCUAUGGUCUCCCAGUUUGGUGGUUUGGGUAUUGUUCACUUGGUGCACCAACUUCCUUUUUUACAUGGUGCAGAUUAAGAAGGGGAAAUUGGGUUGGGAAAAGCAGGAUUUCAACAAAGUAGCUGUUAGCUUUUGGCAGAAGCAACAGGUUUUUUGUUGGUAUCUUAAAGAGGCAUGUGACACAAGCUUGUGUGCCUUUCAUCAGAUUUAUGUAGAUUUACUGUAUUUUCAGUUGGUAGAAAUGUGGGGUGAAACAGUGGGGCCUAAUGGCCAUGCAAUGAAAGAGGCAGCAAUGGUCAGCACAGGUUAAAUAUAUACAAGAAUAGCUGUUUUUACACAUAAUAGCAAAACAUGAUUAAGCUUUAUGUAAGCAAGCCCUUGAACAAUACACUCCCCACAUCCAGCACUGACAUAUAAGAUCAAACACUUCCUUUCAUUCUUAACUAACUACAGUUUGGUAGGUUCAGAACAAAAAUUAUAGUGUUAAGUAUGGCUUAUUAAAACUAGCUAGGGUUGUUAGCCAUAGUCUGAAGUAGGCUUGCCUCAUUAAGCUAUAUCUAACAUUUUCGUUUCAGAGAAAACUGUGAUUAUCAUUCUGUGUACACUAGUGUGGUCACUAACUACCUUUGGUCUAAACCACUAGUGUUUAGUUUACUUGCUUCCCAAGUAAUUGUGCAUAUGAGUGUACCCUUAACAAAAGAAGCACUACUUCUAAUAAUAAUUUAAAAAGAAAUAUUUUUUGUUUGUUUUGCAGACUCUUCGGCAAAUUUCUCAGAAAUCCAUAAGCACUGCCUCCCGCAGGCAGGUUACAAACAAGGUUCCGGAAUUACAGAAACAUUUCCAGGUAUGGUUGCAUGCAUACUUUGAGAACAAAUGACAAUGUAAUGGAACCUCUUAAUAUUGUUUUUAUCUAUCUAUAUAAAUAUAUAUAUGAUUUUUUUUUUACGAUGAAUAUACUUUACGUAGCACCACUAAUGGCAUUUAGCGUCCAAGCCAUCUUUCUUUUUUUGAUCUUUUAAGACCACACAGUCUGAUUGCUGUGUGAUAGCUGCUUAUUUUCUCAGUAGUGCUAAAUUAUCUGAAAUCCAAUAGCAUGCUUGUAUGAAUGAAUUUAUGCUUACGAAUGCAAUUAAGUUACAUGUGAAAGAUACAGCAAUAGCUGUUGAAGACAAAUCAGAAUUUUAGCUUCUGGGAGUAUCUUAAAAAAUAUAGGCAAUGUCCUACCUGGCUAGCAAAUUGUGACUAGUUAAUAAAUAAUCUAUGUGGUGCUGGGUAUCAUAAGUUAGAACUCAAACCUUUUUGUGUGUUCUAUAGACAGCUGUACUAACAGUCUUUGAUCAUUCUCGGUUGUCAUGCUGAACAGUACAGGGUAGAGGUGGGGAACCUGCAGCCCUCCAGAUGGCAUGACUGAUGGUCAGGGUGGGCAGGAAUCUGGAUGGCUACAGAUUUCUAUCCCUAAUGUAAGAAGACACUAUUCUGCUUGCUAUGAGUAAAAAAUGUGCUGUAAUAUUUUUACUUGAUAGUUUGUUUUAUCAUCUAGGUAGUCUGAUUCAUGACUUGGUUUUUCCAAAGUUGUGGUUUCAGCUGUGUUGUCCUUAAUGUUAAUAAUCAAAUACUUUUCAUAAAAUAGUUUUUCUUGGCCCCCUCCCCCUGCAUCCCAAGCCAUGCCCACUAAAGCAUCAGCCCAUCUAAGUUGAGUAGUUCAAAAUGGGACAUCUUUUCAAAAGUGGUGGGUACAUUGUGUUGGCAUUUGACUAGUCAAAAAUUGAUCAAGAAUUUUAAAGGAAUAAGUUAUUUGAUCAACCCCCUAACCAGUAAAACCCUAGCAAAGCAUGCUAAUUACAAAAAAGUAUUUUCCUUCAUUAUUUUAUUCUAGAAGACUUCAGAGUCUAGUCCCUCUCUCAGUCUUUGCAAAAGAACAGCAAAUUUCACACUGAAUGUCAUCUCCCUUGGCAUGUGAAAUGUGGCUAAACUUUUGCAGAAGGAUUAAGUAAAGAGUGGUAUGCCUUGAUAAAACGGGUUCUUCCUUUCCUUGUGGCCAUUGUGGAAUCUGCUGGCUGAUUUCUUUACUUGCUCCCUGAGGGUGGCAGUGGCCCCACAGACUUUGCACUGCCUGAAAAGUGGCCUUGGGCAGUGACAGGUGGUCAUUUAACUGAGAGGGAGAAAGUUGGUCUCUAAUCUUGCUGGCUGAUCUGUGUGUUAACUGGAAAAUCAGAACCACAAGUAAGUAGUGUCACCAUUGUCUCUGAAAUGGUGUCUUCCAUGACCCUUUAAGGCAGUAUAUUGCAGUGUGCAUACAUGCCUUCGUCCACAGUGCUGAGGUUCACUGCACUGCUGCUGUCCUGUGCUACAGUGCUCACAUUCCCUGCACUAUGUAGGCUGCUGACUCAAUCCUUAUUGACUCUAGCUAAUUUGCUGACCCUAAUUUAUGAUUAUGUAUGCACAUGCUUUGUGUUUCCUCUUUACUGUUGUGCUCCCAUUUAGAGAUGCCAGCAGUUUAGCAAAUGGCCAGGGAACCAGGACCUGUUGCUUAACUGGAAAGGAUGAGGACAAAAAUUCUUUAUAGAGAGAAUGCAGGUGAUACCUGCUCCUAAAAUUUAUUCAGUAGAUUUAUAGCCUGUUUUCUGAUUUGAGUUCUUACAACAGUUAAUAGCAUUUAUGAAACACAGUAGGUGCACCUAAACUCACAUGCUCACAAAACAACCAACCCCACUGAGCAGGAGCCAGCACCAAACAUUUUCCACAGAGUAGAUAGGGUUGGGACAGUUUGACUGGAGCAUACCCUCAUAGUGGCUGAAUGAGAGAUCUGUGAGUGACACAAGCUCUGAUAAGGGUUGAGGAGGGAACAGUUCCUUGCUUUCACGGUUGCUGGUUGAUUAACCAGUUCUGCACUCAAUGUAUUGCCACUUACAUAAGGGCAUUCUUGACCCUUUAGAAAGUUUGAUCAUAUUUGACUAGGGUCAAUAAAAAGAAUAUUGUAACUAAUCAGUUGAACGGUGUCCCAAUACACUCUAAAUUUAGGCUGCAGUCCUGUGUAUGCAUACUUGGGACAUGAGUUUUAUUGAACUUGGUGGGAUGUUUAAGUAAACAAGCAUAGGAAUGGGCUGCAAAUAGGCUGCUUGUUAGAGCUGGUUGAUUUAUUCUUCCACUCCUUGCCUUUCCUCUCUGGUUGCUUCCUUGCAGCUCAUUUUAGCCUGCCUGGGCUGAGGAAGUAAUGUAUCUCUCCCCACCCCCAGAAAUAUUUAGGGUAUAAGGCUUAUCCUUAGGAGAAUACGGAUGUGGGGGUUCCCCUCUUCUGCUUUCCACCUCCACUCUACCCCAUCCAGGAAUCAACACAAGGUUUGGCUGCUUCUUCCUCCCCACCUUUCUCUGUCUAGGUAGCAGUUCCCAGGACCUUAGCCCAUUUGCUUCACAUGGUUCUAUCCUUAUUUCAGACAUCAUUAUAUAUUGGUUUAUUGUGAUGUUGAGCUGGUUAUACAGCCCUACUGCUCAUAUGACAUAUAUAGCUGAGCAGUAGAGUCUCUUUUUACAGUAUAUGGUAGCAUGCUUUCAACAGAGGGCUGUUUCAGUAUUGGUGAACUUUCAAUAUCAGGUAGAUGUUCCAAAUUACUGUAUUUAGCCUUGAAUAACUGGCAACUAUGCAGGAAAUAACUUUUUGUACUUUUUGCCUGGACUUGAGUAAACAGAGCCGGAGUUAGCUUUCUAACAUUGUAACUCUAGCAGAAUAGGUUUCAAUUUUAAAAAAUCAAUCCUAAAAGAGAAGAGUCUUAACUCAUGAAUUCUGCAUCUUUGUCGUUGUUAUUAGGAAGAUAAUGGCAUUCCAGUGUACCUCAAAGGUGGAACAAUGGAUGCAAUGCUGUAUCGAACCACCAUGAUCCUUUCCGUUUUUGGUAAGACUUUAACAGAGAAGCAGCAGAGCUGUCAUAGAUGUCUCUGGUUAUGUGUUCAUAUUUCUAAGAGAGAAAGUACCACUCCUCUGCAUAAAUCUAAAACAGGAACUUGGGAACUUGGAAAUUCUGUGCUGUAUGUUACCGUGUUAUUAAAAACAUGCUUAGGAAAACCAGUAUAAAAGCACAAGAGAUACCAGACUGCUGUUUGUGAAUAUUCUCCACAUUACUUUCUCCUCUUUCUGUUGUGAACAUCACUUGAGUCUGUAAGAGCUCUGUCUUAAAGGAACCCAGAUCCCCACUCUGUUCAGUAGGCAAAUUUGGAUGAGCGUUUACAUUCAAGCUUGCAAGUUUUCCUAUGCCACUUUCCCAUAAUGCCUACUUUACUUAGCUAUUUGACUGAGUGGGUUUCUGACACCUUUGAGAAUGCAGUCUUUACAAUCAUUUGUUGGGAACCUUUUUAAAGCCCAAAAACAUGAGGCAGAAACUUCUGAAUGGAAGCUCAGGUUAAAAUGCAGCUGCCAGGAAAAUGAUGGGGGACCUGUGCCCCUCCAUAUGUUGUUGGACUACAGCUUCAGUAAUCAUUGACCUUGGCCAGGUUCCCGAUCCCUGUAUUGAAAACAGCAUGCUGGAAGCACUUUAAUUUACCAGAAUUUCUGAAAGCUCAAGAGUUUAAGAUGGCAAUUUUUAUCAUAAAACUUACGGCAUUUUUAGAGUUUUGCCUAAUAAUAAUAAUUUAUUUGUACCUCACCCAUCUGACUGGGUUGCCCAAGCCAUUUGGGCGGUUUUCAACAUAUAUGACAACAUAAUAAAGCAUUAAACCUUAAGAAACUUCCCUGUACAGGGCUGCCUUCAGAUGUCUUAUGAAGGUUAUACAUAAAGUUAUUCAUCUCUUUGACAUCUGAUGGGAGUGUGUUCUACAGGAUGGGUGCUACUAGAGAAAAGACCCUCUGCCUGGUUCUCUGUAGCUUCACUUCUCUAAGUGAAGGAACCCUCAGUGCUGGAUCUCAGUGUCCGGGCUGAACGCUGGGGUUGAAGACGCUCCUUCAGGUAUACAGGGCCAAGGUCAUUUAGGGCUUUAACGGUCAUCAGCAACACUUUGAAUUGUGCUCAGAAAUGUCAUAAUCCUCCCCUUAUGUACUUAAUUGGUCUGGCGAUAUAAAAGGAAUGGGAAAACGGGCUCCUUUUAGCCUGAAGAAACUUAACAUAUAUUGUGUCAUUUUCUGUCAGUCUAAUAAGAUUAGAGCAAAAGAGUGGCAUGAAUACUUUAAAAAAAAGAGAGCUUAUGCUAAUAAAUUGCCAUCAUCUAAAGCAUUUGUGCUUGAUCUGACCUAAUGUUGUGUGUCUUCUCUUCAGGAACAGGCUAUCUCCUUUAUGUGCUCUUCAAUGCAGCAAUGCCCAAGAAAAACAAUUGACCCCAGUUUACAGGAUGCAUCUUGGAGUAACACCUCUCCACACCAUUCCAAAACACUCUUCAGGGACCUACUUUGUCCUUGUCAUAAAUGAUGUCUGUGUUGGGGAUCAGUAUUUAUUGAGCUGAAAUGUUCUAUGCUGUGACCAAUAAAGUAGUUUUACAUUCCUGUGUGCUCGAA
Podarcis lilfordi (Lilford's wall lizard) is the source of this 6436-nucleotide messenger RNA. NCBI's taxonomy places the organism in Eukaryota, Metazoa, Chordata, Lepidosauria, Squamata, Lacertidae. The record is from the annotation of a GenBank genome assembly.